AAUGGGCUCGAUUCAUAAACGGCGCAAGCAACGGUCAAACGCUCAACAGCUCCCAGGGUCGGCCACGACAAACCAGAUCCAGUUCAGCGCGAGAGCGCAGAGCUCCGCUCAAUGCCGGCAGCCGCCGCUGCCGCCUCUUCUCCCGUACCGGCAGCUGCCGCCUCCGCCGGGGAUAGGCUGAAGAGAGAAGACUGCAAACGCACCAAGCAUGACUCUGCUUUCUCCGAGUGGAAGAUUUUGGUUGGGCCUUCUGAUUGGCAAGACUAUCUGUUAGGGAAUGAUGGGGCUGAGAGAUACAGAACUCAGAACCUUCCAAAUUGUGCUUCUUGCCCUGGAAUUUAUGAGCUUGGCAUUGCAGUAUCAAAUCCCAGAUCCAGGCUAGAUACUAACAAAAUUGAUACUGCUAAGAUUGUUCCAGUUUAUGUUGGACAAGCUGACAAUGUUAGGACUAGAUUGCAGCAGUAUGGCCGUGAUGGAUCACAUUUAGAGAAUGGUUGCUCAAAAAGUGAAUUUUCCCGGGACAAAAAUGGUUGCUGCCAGAAGGGACUUGCAUUCUUUACAAGUGCAUUCUCAAGAGGCUUCUCCAUUGUUUAUAGAUGGGCUCCAAUGAAAAGCAAGAAAGAUGCUGAGAAGGCUGAAGCUCAGCUGCUUGGUAAAUUUGAUUAUGCUUGGAACACAGAUAGUAAUGGUGCAAGGCGGCAUAAUGAUGUCUUCUGCAAACUUGAGCGGAUCUCAAGAGCUUCCCUUCUUCCUGCUAUUAUCAGGAGGUUUAAGUUAAAACUUCAAAAACCAAAGGGUGUCAAAAUCGAAGUUUGCGAGCCACUGCCCUUGGAGAAUGGAUCUUAUUUCUAUGGUAACACCAAGAGAACUCAUUCCCUUCCCCAGAUUUUAAAAUUUGGGAGAUCCCGGCCAAGAGUAGUUUCAGUUAACUUUGGCAUAAAUGAGAAUCCCGGGACUAUAUGUGGAGUUGCCCUUGGCCAUGGAUCAGUCUGUAUAAGGUCACCAGUUAGGGGAAAUAAAAGAUGUUUUGAACACAGGGGGAUGAAGGUUAAUGGAUUGACUUCAAAGUUAAUUGCAGAGGGAAAUUCACAUCUGCCUGCUGAGAGUUUAUCUGGGAUUUCAGACACUCUCAUUUGUGGCUUUAUCCUAGAAGAUGGUUCCUCUUGUAUGACUAAACCAUUUGGGAAAAAUAAAAGGUGCAUUGAGCAUAAGGGAAGGAGAGUUCCCGGUUCCCAUCUUCAUAAAGAGCAUAAUAUGUGCAGUCCAAUUGCAGAAUCUCAAAAUGUCUUCAGUUCGUCUGAUACUGAUUUAGAUCAAGAAGGGAAUAUGAAAGAAGGCUGGAAUGAAAGCAGAACUGAACAAGAUGAUUCUCAAUCAGUUAUGCAUAGAGAUUGCAUUACUAUUUGUGGAGUAAAUCUACAUGAUGGAAAUUUUUGCACGAGGCAACCUUCAGCCGGAAGAAAGAGGUGUGAGGAACAUAAAGGUAUGAGGAUUAAAAAUCCUAAUACUCAGCAUCUUAAUCCUCCCAAAACCAGUGACGAAAGAAGCGAUUCCAUCACAACUUGUGGGGCAACUUUGAGCAAUGGUUCCUCUUGCAGAAGGAAACUUGCUGAAGGUAAUAAGCAAUGUUGGCAGCAUAGAAGCAUUAGCUGAAUCAAGGUCAGGGAAUGAAUGCAAAUUACUAUUCAAUCUGUUCAAAACUUGUCUUGUAGUUGUGCCUAUGGGGAAGGCAGCCAAAAAUGUGGGCAAGAAUGGAGGAUUGGGUAUAAUUCUUUGCCUAUAUCUAGGUAGCUAUCUCCAGAGCUCCAUCAUAAUCUCCAUUAACAUACCCAUAUCUACAAUGAAAUACAACAGCAUGAUAGACAACAUAGGACUUUUGUGGCAGUACAAGGCCACAGUUUUAUUUAUUUAUUUAUUUAUUUUUAUACAAGCAAAAUGAUGGAUGUUUUUGUUUGUCCAAUGACUUUAGUAGAACAGAUUAUUUAUUCUGUAGUCAGGUUUCUUGUUGUGGAGCUAAAUUAUCCCAGUUGUUUCUGUAAUAUACAGGUAUCAGUGUAUCAUGUUUUAUUGUAAGAGCAAAGGAUUCUCAAGCUGUAAUUCAUGUUUUCUUACUGCAUAAAAUGCAUUAUUUAAAAGAAAAAUCUUUUUUUUUUU
Molecule: messenger RNA, 2154 nt
Organism: Ipomoea nil (Japanese morning glory)
Lineage: Eukaryota; Viridiplantae; Streptophyta; Magnoliopsida; Solanales; Convolvulaceae
Product: protein EFFECTOR OF TRANSCRIPTION 2
Exons: 3
Coding region: 112-1653 (513 amino acids)
Biological process (GO): regulation of DNA-templated transcription
Molecular function (GO): DNA binding
Source: RefSeq, a predicted model, not a curated record